Molecule: messenger RNA, 801 nt
Organism: Macrosiphum euphorbiae (potato aphid)
Lineage: Eukaryota; Metazoa; Arthropoda; Insecta; Hemiptera; Aphididae
Source: the annotation of a GenBank genome assembly
AUGUCAGUUCUAUAUGAAAAAGCUUCCGAUCUCUUAAAAUGGAUAGACAAAAAUGGAGAUUCAAGAAUUAAGGAUUAUUUUUUAAUGGAUUCUCCAUGGCCAGUUGUGAUCAUUCUUGUCGCUUAUCUAUACUUUGUUCUGAAGGCUGGUCCAAAGUUCAUGAAGUAUCGUAGCCCAUUGAAAAUUGAUCGUAUUGUAAUGGUGUACAAUGUUGUCCAAGUUGUAUUUUCAGCCUAUCUAGUGAAAGAGGCAUUUAGGUUAAUAUGGGUUCAAAAUGACUACAAAAUAAACUGCAUUGAAAUUGAUUACAGUGACACAGAUAAAGCUAGAGACAUAGUUGGUGCUGUGUGGACUUACUUCUUUUCUAAAGUCUUAGAUUUACUCGACACGAUAUUCUUCGUGUUACGUAAAAAGCAAAAUCAAGUGACGUUUUUACACAUCUAUCAUCAUUCAAUGGUAUUGGUGCUUAGCUGGGGUGUAUUAAAAUUCUAUCCAGGAGGACAAAUCAUCUUAUUUGGGACCAUAAAUGCAUUUGUUCACAUUGUCAUGUACAGUUACUACUUCUUGACCAUAUUGAAACCAGAGUACAAAAAAGCAUGGUGGAAAAAAUAUUUGACACAAUUACAACUGAUUCAAUUCGUUAUCACUGGUCUUCACGGAUGUGCAACAUUAUUGUCAACUGACUGCAGUUAUCCCAAAUUUAUAAUAAUGUUAGCAUUGCCACAAGAUAUUUUUAUGUUUGUUUUGUUCUGGGACUUUUACAAAAAAGCUUAUAAACAACCCAAAAAUAAACUGACUUAA